AUGUCGAUGAUCACCAGCAUACUGGGCCGCAAGCAGCAGCAGAAGGGCAACACCGCGCGCACCGGCAGUGGCGCCGGCGCCGGCGGCGCGGAGGCCGCGGCAGUGGAACCGGUGAGCAUCGACAUCAAGGAGCAGCCGCUGGUGGACGCCAUCACGCUGGCGGCGUUCGCGGCGCCGGCGCUGGGCCUGUCGUCGUUCGCGACGGCGAGCAUGGACUGGAAGGAGACGCCGACGGCGCACGUGUUCAUGGCGGACCUCCCCGGGAUGCGGCGCGACGAGGUGAAGGUGGAGGUGGAGGAGGAGAAGGUGCUCAAGAUCAGCGGGCAGCGGCAGCGCGCCGCCGAGGAGAAGGGCGACCGCUGGCACCGCGUGGAGCGGAGCUCCGAGCGGUUCGUCCGCACCGUGCGCCUGCCGCCCAACGCCAACACCGACAACGUGCAGGCGGCGCUCCAGGACGGCGUGCUCACCGUCACCGUGCCCAAGGACAACGAUCGCAAGGCCUACGGCAGGCUCAUCCCUAUCACCAAUUAA
This is a messenger RNA of Miscanthus lutarioriparius, 531 nucleotides long. The record is from the annotation of a GenBank genome assembly. NCBI's taxonomy places the organism in Eukaryota, Viridiplantae, Streptophyta, Magnoliopsida, Poales, Poaceae.